CCAAAACCAAAACCAAAACCAAAACCGAAACCAAAACCAAACUCUCAACAGAAUCUAAACACAAUUGGAUAUGGCUUCCUCUCUUGCUCUUUCUCUCAAGAGAAUCUCUUCUCAUGGUGUCACUACAUCUACUUGGAGACACUUUUCAACUUCAUCAUCACCAUCACUAUCACCAUCAUCUUCAUCUUCUUCUUCGCUGAAUCUUUACUCUGCCAUCAACCAAGCUCUCCACAUCGCCAUGGAUUCCGAUCCUCGUGCUUAUGUGUUUGGGGAAGAUGUGGGCUUCGGUGGGGUUUUCCGCUGCACUACUGGAUUGGCUGAUAAAUUUGGUAAAGACAGAGUCUUCAAUACCCCUCUUUGUGAACAAGGCAUUGUUGGAUUUGGCAUUGGUCUAGCAGCAAUGGGUAAUCGAGCUAUUGCUGAAAUACAGUUCGCAGAUUAUAUAUUUCCUGCUUUUGAUCAGAUUGUCAAUGAAGCUGCAAAGUUCAGAUACCGGAGUGGGAACCAGUUCAAUUGUGGAGGCUUAACAAUAAGAACCCCUUAUGGAGCUGUGGGCCACGGAGGACAUUACCACUCACAGUCCCCAGAAGCUUUCUUUUGCCAUGUUCCUGGUCUUAAAGUGGUCAUCCCUCGAAGCCCAAAGCAAGCAAAAGGGUUAUUGCUGUCUAGCAUACGUGAUCCAAACCCUGUUGUGUUUUUUGAACCUAAGUGGCUAUACCGUUUGUCAGUAGAAGAGGUUCCUGAACAUGACUACAUGUUGCCUUUAUCAGAGGCUGAGGUGAUUAGAGAGGGAAGUGAUAUCACACUUGUUGGUUGGGGUGCUCAGUUAUCCAUUAUGGAACAAGCCUGUGUUGAUGCUGAAAAAGAUGGUAUUUCUUGUGAACUGAUAGACCUAAAAACACUAAUACCCUGGGAUAAGGAAACAGUUGAAGCCUCUGUCAGAAAAACUGGAAGGCUUCUUAUUAGUCAUGAAGCUCCAAUCACUGGAGGUUUUGGUGCUGAAAUAUCUGCUUCGAUCGUCGAGCGUUGCUUCUUAAGGUUAGAAGCACCUGUAGCCAGAGUAUGUGGUUUGGACACCCCCUUUCCCCUUGUUUUUGAGCCCUUCUACUUACCCACCAAGAACAAGAUCUUGGAUGCAAUCAAAUCAACUGUAAAUUACUAAUGGCCUUCUAAUCCUUCUGAUGCAAGCAUAUGGACCGUAUGGGCUGUGGCAUUGAAAUUGGUUCUCUUCAUCAGUCUAAUAUCUUUUCUCAACUUACAAAUUUAUAGAUUUAUGGGAAGAUUCAUGAUUGAUUUUCCCACUAGUUGACAAUUUAUAAAAAUAUGACAGAUUCAUAUAAGUUUAUUUAAAAGAAAUUUUGCACUGAUCUACAUACAAUAGAAAAAUGCAAUUCCACUCCAUUUAUCUUUAUAGAAUAAGCCAAAAAUAAGAGCUUUAUUUAGUGGUAUAAACUUUAUCAUCAAGGUCUUUUGACAUAAACUUACAAAAGUUGAACUCGAGUAAGCUAAAUCUCAUCAUCAUAAU
Messenger RNA from Humulus lupulus (European hop), 1525 nucleotides. RefSeq names its product 2-oxoisovalerate dehydrogenase subunit beta 1, mitochondrial. The transcript has 13 exons. Gene Ontology annotation, biological process: response to nutrient; branched-chain amino acid catabolic process. The record is from RefSeq and is a predicted model, not a curated record. The coding region runs from base 71 to 1162 and encodes 363 amino acids. Gene Ontology annotation, molecular function: catalytic activity. NCBI's taxonomy places the organism in Eukaryota, Viridiplantae, Streptophyta, Magnoliopsida, Rosales, Cannabaceae.